AUGAAAGAAACCCUAACAAUCCCAAUUUCCAUGGCAAGAUUCACAUCCUUCUCAUGGAGACCCUCAAUCACAAUCCCAAUCCCAAUCCCAAUCCCAGUAGCAGGCCCUCUCUUUCGUCGCCGCAAGCAAUUUUUCUCUGUCAAACCUCAAUUUCUUCACUCUCCGAAACCACAACGACUCCUGGUAUUUGCAGCGAACAACGAGAAGAAGGAAGAGGAGAAUAACGAAGCCGUUAGGGAAGUGGAAGACAAAGAAGAACAAAAACCCAGUGGUUCCAAUGGAGAAGAAGAAGAUGAAAAGAAGAAUUUCAGCAAAGAAAGAAGAACAAUUUUCAGUUUGAGUUGGAAUUCCCUUUUUGACCCUGACCCAGACAACGUGGUUGCGCUUGGGUUGACCGGGAUUCUGACAUGGGCGAGUGUUCAAGUUCUCUGGCAGCUGUUGUUCAUCUCCUUCGCCAUUCUUGUCGCUGCAAUCAAGUACUCUUUCAUUGCUGCUCUUCUUCUCUUCAUUCUCAUCACUCUUCUCUAA
This is a messenger RNA of Arachis stenosperma, 528 nucleotides long. RefSeq lists its product as uncharacterized. The transcript has a single exon. Bases 1 to 528 code for a protein of 175 amino acids. NCBI's taxonomy places the organism in Eukaryota, Viridiplantae, Streptophyta, Magnoliopsida, Fabales, Fabaceae. The record is from RefSeq and is a predicted model, not a curated record.